CGCGGCCGCUCCCAGCUGGCGGCCUCCGCGGCCUCCGCAGCCUCUUGGCGGCGGCGGGCCCGGCCCUGGCCCUACCCCGCCCUGCCUGAUGGGCAGCCUGCUAAGCGGGGUCAGCUUCAAGGAGCCCACCACGGUGGAGGACUGCGACUCCACCUGGGAGACCGACUCGGAGCCCGAGGCGGCGGCGGAGCCCAGUGGGGAACCGCGGCGGCCGGAGGGGGUGUGCACCGCCGCGGGAGGCGGGGAAGAGCCGGCCCAGCCGCCCGCCACAGACUGCCGGCCCCAGGAGCCCCCGCCGCCCCCGUCCCCGCCGCCGCUGGAGAAAGGAGAGCGGGCAGAGGCGGACGCCAGCAUCGUCGAGCAGAGUGGUGAUGGAACUGAGCUGACAGCCAAGCCAAAGAGAAGCUUCUACGCAGCAAGAGAUUUAUACAAGUACCGACACCAGUAUCCACAGAACUUUAAAGAUCUUCGAUAUCAAAAUGACUUGUGCAAUCUCCGCUUUUACAAAAAUAAAAUCCCUUUUAAACCUGAUGGAGUUUAUAUUGAAGAAGUCCUAAAUAAAUGGAAAGGAGACUAUGAAAAACUGGAACAUAACCACACUUAUAUACAGUGGCUUUUCCCACUGAGGGAACAAGGUCUGAACUUCUAUGCUAAGGAAUUAACUACAUAUGAAAUUGAGGAAUUCAAGAAAACAAAAGAGGCAAUCAGAAGGUUCCUUUUGGCAUACAAAAUGAUGUUGGAGUUUUUUGGAAUAAAACUAAUUGAUAAAACUGGAAAUGUAGCACGAGCUGCUAACUGGCAAGAAAGAUUUCAACAUUUGAAUGAGUCUCAACACAACUACUUGAGAAUCACUCGAAUUCUGAAAAGUCUUGGUGAGCUUGGAUAUGAGAGUUUCAAAUCUCCCCUAGUAAAAUUUAUUCUCCAUGAAGCUCUUGUGGAAGAUACCAUUCCCAACAUUAAGCAAAGUGCUCUAGAAUAUUUUGUGUAUACUAUUAGAGACCGAAGAGAAAGGAGGAAACUCCUGAGAUUUGCCCAGCAACAUUAUAUGCCCUCAGAGCAUUUCAUCUGGGGACCUCCACGAAAACAGAAGUCAGAGGGAAGCAAAACAAAUAAAAAGCCAGCAUCUCCAAUUUCUUUUCACAAUAGUUAUAUUUCUAAGCAUAAGAAACCAAAAGAGCCUAAGAAUACAGUGGCAAGCGGAAGCUCAGCUGGUAAAACAACUGAAGAAAGAAAGGUAGAACUCACAAAAAAUGGGGAAGAAAAUGACCAGGAUGAACAAGAAAUGAACUGUGAUGCUGUUAGGCAGAACAGUGAAAAGAAUGGUGAUACUGAUACCAGUCAACUUUCAAAAUCAGAACAACUUUACAAUACUUCAGACAGAAAGGACGCUUCUCAUUCCAAAAAGGAUGAGGAAAAUCUGAACACUGACUGUGGAAAUCACUCAGGCACUAUAGAGAAGGAUUUAUGUGACACUGAGAAUUCUUCAAAUAACACGUCAGCGGAUCUACAAGAUAACCUCGAGAAGGAUACGCUUCCAGGGGGGACCACCACAAAAAACCAGGAUGAGCUCAAAUCAUGAGUCUGACGUUAAUAAUCAUUAAGUUUCAUAUUGAUGAAGCAAAUUAUUCAUUGCUCCUUCAUUUUGGGUGAAGUUUCCAUCUACUGUUCAUGAGGCUGUGCUUGUUGUGAAUGCAUCAGAUUAGGCUUCUGUUAGGUUAAUUAAUUUUAUUUUUCUCAACCUCAGUUUAUCAGCAGUCAACCAGGUGUGGCUUUUUAAAAGAAUCAUGUAUAUUCAAAUUAAAGAAAUUAAUUAUCUUUUCCAGAUUGCAUAAAAAGCUUAUCUAUUUUUUUGCCAUUAAAUUAAUCCAGUAUUUUUUUCUUUAAAAAAAAAAAAAAGUGUAACUUACUAAAUGCCUUGGAACAUCAGAAUUCUUAGGUUUCUUUUAAUAUGCUUUGAGUAUUGAUUUGCUUUUAUGAAAUGACUAGAAAUUGUUUUCAAGAGCACAGGUUUUUUCCCUAGUGGAUAUUUAUUUUUAGAAACCAUGUUCAUAUUUAAUGGCAGUAUUUGCACAGCUUCUUUUACCUUUUGGGUACAAGGGAAGUUGCACUUUAGACUUUUAGUCCCUGUAAAGUUCUCUCUUCUCUUGACUUAGUUGUUACUACUGAAAAUUUGCAGGGAGGGAUCUCUGAUCACUCGGAUUUGGUCUCAGUGUGAAAGCUUUCUGUUUAUCAGCUGUACUACAACAAUUUCCCCAGCUGGGUUCAGCACCCAGAAAGCCUCUGGAUGGCUGAAAAGCAGUGUCUUUACCACAAAGCACUGCUUAAUCAUCAAAGCCAUCAGAGGAAAUGUCACAAGGCAUGUCCAGAUGGAUCUUACCUGAACUUGAGUGUUUUGUGGCCUGUUAUGGGUAAGGUCUGCGCAAUGCUGAAUACCCUGUUGCUGGUCUGGAAGAGGAAGGCAGUCCUGAUGCUUCCUUCCAUCUGUCUGUUUCCUUUCUUUGCUGUCUUUCACAGCUUAAUGUUAUUUUGAUAAUUGGCUGAAACCUGAGCAGGCCUGGCUGGAGCCCAGCAGGUAGAAAUUUCCCAAAUAAGAUCUUUCCCAACUUUCUUCACUGAAGGACUGUCUGCUUUCCCAGAGUAGCCUCUUCUGCCUUCAUGCCAUUCAGUCAAACAAGAUUGUACCCAGCAAGUUAAUUGUGUAGAAUACGAAUUAAAAAAUAAUGCAGGUAGAACUCACACUUUCUACAGUCCUAAAACAAUCUAAAAUUCCUGUAUGUAUUUUCUAUUUUAAAGUGUAUAUAUUAUCCAUCGCCUUUAACAUAUUUUCUAUGAAACAUGAGGCAAGUGGCUGACUACAGUUUGAGUGUCAGAGUGCUUCAGGAGUUCGUUCAAGUCUUAUAACUCAAAAUGAGAAAGUCUUCAGGGGUUGCAGAGCAUAGACAAAAUGUCUUGUAUUUUUCUGUUUCACUAAUUCCCAUUCUGGCAGCGCAUCAUCCAUUGCUUUCCCCAGUAGCUCUGUUUCUUGGGAUCAAAUAGAGUGACAGUUAGAGCUUGGUACUCAUGGAAAAAGAUUAGGCUCUUUCCAUCCUAAAGAUGCAGGGGAAAAAGGAAGAUGUAUCCUUCCUUCUGUGUUGACUUCAAAGGAAAGGAAAGUAUAUAUGUGUGAGUUUUUUUAAGGCUAACCCAGAUUGUUCAAGCAGGCAUUGAGUCUGUCUGAGCAGAAAUGCCCUAGAGAAUUCCUCCUGCAGCCACCACUUCUUUAACACUGGAAAGAUGCUAAGAAGCCUUUCACAAUGCCCUGGACUUCAACUAGGAUCCGCUUGUCCUUGUUUGCCUCUGACCUUCAGAGCAGAAGGGGACAGGAAAUGCUAAGAUGAAGUUGGUCCAUGUAGGCAAGGACUCUGACCCUACGUGAAUGCACAGGGAGGACAACUUUAUGUGCUGCCUAUGACUUUUGAAAUCUUGAGUGCCUAACUGUGCCAACUUAAUAGUGCUGUUUUUACGUAGUUAUUUCUUGAAUGACAUAGGGAAGAUUUAUACCCUGUGUAUGAGGAACAUAUAUUUCCUAUAAGGAAUAUAUAAAAAACAUAUAUAUUUCCUGUAAGGUAGGAAAUUAUACAGAGCCUUCAAUUUAUGGACUUUAGUAUUAAGGCUAAACACUUAAAAAAAAAAAAAAAAAAAAAAAAAAAAAAAA
Calidris pugnax (ruff) is the source of this 3694-nucleotide messenger RNA. It is a transcript of the gene OGFRL1, whose product is annotated as opioid growth factor receptor-like 1. Bases 89 to 1579 code for a protein of 496 amino acids. Gene Ontology annotation, molecular function: opioid growth factor receptor activity. The record is from RefSeq and is a predicted model, not a curated record. Gene Ontology annotation, cellular component: membrane. The transcript is spliced from 7 exons. NCBI's taxonomy places the organism in Eukaryota, Metazoa, Chordata, Aves, Charadriiformes, Scolopacidae.